UGCGGCGCGGUGCACGCGGCGUUUACGAUUGCUAGUACGAUCAUUGGCAGACUGUCUCUGUCAAUGACAUUCGCGUAAUAAAAUUUAAAAGGAACGAAAAGACUGUGCUACUACGCAUUACGUAUCGUUUUAUCUUGUAUCAUUAUUCAACGGUGUUAAUGUAGAAAAUUUGUUGAAACUAGUGUGUAUUUGCGUAUAAGUGUGUGCGGACUUGUUCCUGUUUCAAUAUUGUUUCAAUAACGUUUUAUCUUGACCAAAAUCGACAAUAAAGAUAGUGCAGAUUUAUGGGAAUCGGUCGUGACGAGUUCGCUGUGGUUAAAUCUCGGCAGGUUUUCGUACUCUUCGUUCUCUUCGUUCCAGUGCUCCCAAUUUUAGAUACGUUCCGUAUAAGAGUUCAAUAAAAUUGAGAGAAGCUGCAGCGUGAUUUUUUUUCUUGUUCAAAUAGUGUUCUGCGAUUCGCAUCUUGAAAGAAUCAUCCUUAAAUUCGAAAAGGAAUAACCUAAAGUGAUUUCAAUGUUAGAUUCAAGAGGGACCACGGCCUUGAUACAUUUUACUUCGAAGAGAGUCGUCGACAGUUGAGAAUAGACGGUGACCUCAUGCUUUACUUAAGCAUAGUCUUACUGGUUGAAAGCGCGUUUAAGGGCGCCAACGAGCACACGAGGAGAACAACGACGGAACAUCAACUGAGACAAUUGGCGUCCAUUGUCAGCGAAGAGUUCGCGAUUUUACCAGCUGAGAAAAAGCCUUCCCGCGCAAUAAAAAGCAAUCUAUAUCUCUUUAUUUAGAACGAAAGAUUAUUGGAGCAUGGUGGUCGGAACGUCGCGCAUAACGUCAAAGGAAAGCUCAGAUUAGCCAGUAUUUGAAAAAUAAUGACAAAAGCUAUCCAAAAAUUAAAGCCAAUGAUGAAGAAGUAAACUCAAGGCCCACUAUUGAUCUUUUUUCUUAGAUAUUAAUCAUUCAAUAAUUCUUAACCUCGCAGAAAUCAAUUUUCCAUUAAUCCUCAGCUAAAUGAUCGGCAGCUUAGGACUUCACGUUCGUAAAUUUAAAAUAUAUAUACAUUCGAAUGCAAUUGACAUUUAUAUGCCGCAGUCAUCGUCUUGGAAUAGUGUUUUAUUUAUAAGACCGUGGUGGAAUAGUGCGGGAGAGUACCAAUUAUAUUCGUCCUCGAGAAACAUUAGAGUCGAUGAGCCAUUGGAGAAUCGAGCAAGUUGGUAACGAAACCGAUAAGCACUUGUAAGUAGUGUUGCAGUGAUACAUAUCUAAAAUUUUCUCCAGAUCAUCGAUCUUAACAGCGGAAUUAAGAGCAUACGAAAGUGUCAGGCUCAACAAACGGUUUUACCAUCUUUCUUGACAGUAUAGGCCAAACUAAAAUUGCUCAAAAAUGACGACGAUGGGUGUAACCGUUUACUGUAAUCGUGUGCAAAUAAAUAAUAAUGAUCAGGAACAAUUGAUGCUCUUACGAACGCUUCAGGACAACGAAAGCAAUAUAAUGGGUAACCAAGCGCAUUUGAUUGUACCUAAAAACGUUACCGCUGGUAUCACGAGUCACGUGACUAAUCCAGCAAGUGUACUUCCACCCUAUGACCCGUCAAGGCUCAAGAAACAUGGAAAAAAUGGCCAACCACCACCGGUGGCAGUAGCAAGAAGAAAUGCUCGCGAGAGGAAUCGCGUGAAGCAAGUGAACAACGGUUUUGCGACACUGCGUCAACACAUUCCGAGUCACAUAGCAGCAGGGUAUGGCGAUCGGGGUAAAAAGUUAUCUAAAGUCGAAACUCUAAGAAUGGCUGUAGAAUACAUCAGAGGUCUCCAGAGAUUGCUCGCUGAAGCGGAUGGCCUCGAAUAUGAUCCGAAUAUUGGUCUAGGACACAACAUGCCAUCGCCGACCAGCAGCAUCGUUUCCUCUAGCCAUAAUGGUUCUGGCGAAAGAUUAAUACUCGAGGACGAUGGAACUGUCGAUGAUGACGACCCUGAGGGUCUUCGCGAUGAGGAGGAAGAUGAAAGACUUGGAAAAUCGAGGAUAGUACUUGCCACAAGGCUCUCUUCACCAAACCCCAUAUCAACAACGACAUCCUCACCACGUCAUUAUUACGCUCAAUCAAUCGGUGACGAGGAAAAUCUUGAGCCGUCCUGCACUCUCAACUCACGGGCUAGUCACAACGUGCAAACAUGUUCUCGUCUCUCGCCGAAUUCAAUGACUUCACCAACCUCCGAGUAUUACCAACAGAACGAGGAAAAUCUUGAGCCUCGAAUAAAUUCGCCUUAUAGCGGGGCUGGUGACAGCGAGGAAAGUGGUACGAUUUAUGCUGCUAGUCCCGAUGCAACUGGCGCUGCAUUUUCCGGUGCUCUCUAUUACAAGCAGGAGAUUACGGAACCUGGAGAAUUCAUGGACGUGGUGAAUUGGUGGGAACAGGAGCAGGGAAGACUCGUGCAUCACACCCAACAGCAUACUCAACGAUACGAGAAAGGUACGAAAUUUGUGAGAGAGCAUUUUUCUCUGGUUUGUGCAUAUGAUCUCAAAACAAAAGACGAAAAAUUACUACCCAGAAAAAUGAUUGUGAACAAGUGUACUUACUAACUGAGCCGAAAGUUUUCACCGCACAACGAUGAAGGAAACGUGUGUUUAUAAUAGAAAUGCAAGAAUACGUGGUUCAAAUGACAAAUAAAGCGCCUUGCCAUUAUGUCGUGCCCGCAUUGAUACGCACCAAUGCCUUUGCGAUAUGACAAUAAUAAUAGCGAUAGUUUCAACGAGUGCUUAUCAAAUGAGUUCCACCUGGUGAAGGAACGUGCGAUUGGAAAACAAAAUUUAUAAAUAUUUUUCCUUUUUCGACGAAUUGAAGAAUGGUGUCUUUGGAAAUCGAUAUUCCAGCGUUAAAUUUUACGCAAACCCAACUUUUAUAAAUUUACAGACUUUAAGAUAUGACGUUAAGAAUAUUAUAUAUAUACAUAAAUGCAAAUUUAUAUGACGGAUUUGGGGCAAAAAAUAAUUGUGAAGAAUGUUUUUCUGAAAAAACGGCAGUGUCUACCACUGUUAUUAUUGGUGCCAUUCCAUGCCAUCGAAGUAUCGAAGCUAUCUAAAAAUACGCCGAUGAAAAUUGUUUCUCCGUUAUCCAAUUUAAAUACGCUUCAUUGUGCCUUAACAGUUUUAUCCCUGGUACGAAAGACAAUAUUUUCAUACCAGUAUUCUAACCUUUGCUCGAAAGACAAGCCAAUUUUGGUAACGAGAGAAGGAAAAGCAAAACUUCGAUCUCGCACAAUCGAAACGAAACUUUUCAGAGUUAUUUAAAAAAACACAAUCAAAAUAGUGACUAUCGUCAUUAUUAAUUUUAUCAUUCUAAUGUACAUAUCAGUGCCUUAAUCGAUUAAGACGACCAAUACAAAUGUUAAGCUACAAGACUAUUUUUUCUACUUGUAAUUUUUUAUAUAUAAUAUUUAAUAAAAACAAGAUGAAUUUUACUAUUUAUACUUA
Molecule: messenger RNA, 3466 nt
Organism: Venturia canescens
Lineage: Eukaryota; Metazoa; Arthropoda; Insecta; Hymenoptera; Ichneumonidae
Exons: 3
Coding region: 1382-2575 (397 amino acids)
Biological process (GO): developmental process; regulation of transcription by RNA polymerase II
Molecular function (GO): RNA polymerase II transcription regulatory region sequence-specific DNA binding; DNA-binding transcription factor activity, RNA polymerase II-specific; protein dimerization activity
Source: RefSeq, a predicted model, not a curated record